Molecule: messenger RNA, 549 nt
Organism: Aspergillus pseudotamarii
Lineage: Eukaryota; Fungi; Ascomycota; Eurotiomycetes; Eurotiales; Aspergillaceae
Exons: 2
Coding region: 1-549 (182 amino acids)
Source: RefSeq, a predicted model, not a curated record
AUGUCUGACUCCAACGACCUUCGUCAUAACGGUACCGCGGCCAAGAGGGUCUAUAACCACAAGUCCAAAUGGGCCUAUGGUGGUCGAGCGGCACUCCCACAUCGUGACGUCUCUCUGUCGGACCCCGUGACUCGUCCAGCGGCGCCUCAAAGUCACUCUCUGAAGUAUUCCCGUCUCUUGCAGCUCGACCGAAAGGCCAAGUCCAACCAGCUGGCGACCACCGCCAAGUUCACCCUGCAACAUGACAUUCGGGAGGCCCUUGACAGCGGCCCAUCCGACUCCUCCGCCGCGGAAGACGUUGACGAACCAUCAGCCGCCAAGGAUGUUCUAGGACACCUUCAGGAGGAAGAUCUGUUAGAGCCAUACCAAGUGUCGGGACAGACAAUCCUCUCUGAUGCGAUAAGCAAGGCCGUAGAGAAAUUCGAGACACAAGAAACCGAGAAGCUUGUCGAGGAAUACGAAAUCAUCACUCGGGAGAGUGAGAUCGCUACGGGCUAUCUCGCCGAUGAUGAUUUCGAGCUAGUCGACCAUGAUCACGCAAGGCUGUAA